Toxorhynchites rutilus septentrionalis is the source of this 1499-nucleotide messenger RNA. RefSeq names its product putative E3 ubiquitin-protein ligase UBR7. Gene Ontology annotation, cellular component: cytoplasm. The transcript is spliced from 3 exons. Gene Ontology annotation, molecular function: ubiquitin protein ligase activity; zinc ion binding. The record is from RefSeq and is a predicted model, not a curated record. The coding region runs from base 179 to 1372 and encodes 397 amino acids. Lineage: Eukaryota; Metazoa; Arthropoda; Insecta; Diptera; Culicidae.
CUGCUGUCAUACAUUUACGCGGAUUUUAGUUGCCGCUUGAGUAUUGCAUUAGCAUUUGGUUAUACCCGUCGAUCGUUUUGUUUUGCUAAAUUAUUUAACAAUAUACACGGAGCCAAGUGCACUAAUUAUACGUGCGUUAAAGUGCUUGAAAAUUGGUCACAAGAAUUAACAGUGCAAGAUGGAUAAUAGCAACGAUGCCGCUGGAUCGUCUAGUGUGGAUACGUCCUCCGUGACUAUGGUGGACGUUCUGAAGGAGCAGGUGGAAUUGGAAGCUGAGAGUGACGCAGUGUUGGCUGGUUCCGACGAAAAAAAUUGCACUUAUUCCCAGGGUUACGUCGGUCGCCAAGCAUUGUAUGCUUGUUUAACGUGUCUCCCGGAAUCUCGCGUGGAUGAGGAAAAACGAGCAGGAGUUUGUUUGGCCUGUUCGUACCAUUGCCACGAAGGUCACGAGUUGAUUGAAUUGUACACGAAAAGGAACUUCCGAUGUGACUGCGGGGGGAAACGUAUGCCGGAGGCGCGUUGUAAAUUGGACCCACUCAAGUUGGAAGCAAACGAUGAAAAUCUGUAUAAUCAAAAUUUCAGUGGAUUGUAUUGCAUCUGUAAGAGGCCUUAUCCGGACCCGGAGGAUACGACUCCGGAUGAGAUGAUUCAAUGCGUUGUCUGCGAGGAUUGGUAUCAUACGAGGCACUUGGGCACAGAAAUGCCAGGUAACACUAAGAACUUCGCGGAAAUGGUUUGUGGGGAUUGUAUGCAGAGGGUGAGCGUGUUGAAGAAUUACGUAGGCAACAUUGAAAGCAGUGAUCGGACGCAAUUGGAUGAGACACUCCAAGUAGAUGUUACUGGUUUAGAUGAAUCCAGUGCUGCUGAUACAAGUGUUGUGGACGACGAUGCGGGUAAAGUCGAGGAGAAUCUCAACAGCAGUAAGCGAGCUAAGCUGGAUAUCUGUACCAAACCGCACCUGGGAGAAGGUGAAAAUGCCCCUUACAAAGGAGGAGCCGCAUUCUGGAACGAUGGAUGGCGUAAGCAUCUAUGUCGUUGUUCGACUUGUAUGGAAAGCUACCGAGACUUAAAGGUGGAGUUUCUUCUCAACGAAAGCGACACCGUAUUGUGGUAUGAAGAGAAUGGUCGGGUGAAAACCGAGGCCAGGGGAAGUCUUGAUCAGCAAGCGACAGAAGCAUUCAAUCGUAUGGGACGCGUUCAACAGGUGGAGAUUUUGUCCGGUUACAAUCGUUUGAAGGAGCGCUUGAAUGAGUUUUUCAACACUUUCGUCACCAAUAAUCAGGUGGUUACCGAGAAAGAUGUGACGGAUUUUUUCGCUCAGCUAAAGAAAGAGAAACAAGAUGUUGGGACACCAUCUUACUUCUGUCGUUGAGACAGCAAUCAUGGUAUUUUAUGGUAUAAUAUAUUUCAUUAUAUUUCUUUAUCCGCUAGUUUUAGGAAGCUAGUAUUUCAAGGCUGUAUUCCAUCAUUAUAGAAAAACUAAAUUCAUGCAAAUCGAA